Messenger RNA from Fragaria vesca subsp. vesca, 2343 nucleotides. Its product is annotated as transcription factor BIM1-like. Gene Ontology annotation, biological process: DNA-templated transcription. The record is from RefSeq and is a predicted model, not a curated record. Bases 426 to 2141 code for a protein of 571 amino acids. Lineage: Eukaryota; Viridiplantae; Streptophyta; Magnoliopsida; Rosales; Rosaceae. The transcript has 12 exons. Gene Ontology annotation, molecular function: DNA-binding transcription factor activity; protein dimerization activity.
AGAGAGAGAGAGAGGUCAGCCUCCGACCUCCGGCAUCCAAAUCCCUCGCCGAUUCCGAACGGCGGGAAGACUGAUACGAAAAUUCAGGAUUCGGGAAAGCAUUUUGUGCGGUUCUGAGCUGAGACUUGAAGUGAUCGAAUUGCUCGUGAUUCGAUUCAGGCAAAGUAACCGACUGUUCUGUUCAGCCGGAAAAGGUGAAUUCUUCUUCGUCGUUAGAAUCUUGAUUGGGGCAGCUGGUUGAGCAAAGGCUUGGAUUUUGACGACGGUGAAUGUGCCUCCGAUCUUUUUCUGGAGGCACGUAAUAUUUUCCACGGCCUCUGCACGGAUCUGUGAACAAUUCAAUCAAGGAUUAUAUCAACUCCACUAGGGAAACUCUCUGAAAUUUUCCGGCUUGAUUUAACAAGAGAAUUGUGUCCGUAGAAAUCAUGGAGCUGCCUCAGCCGCGUCCGUUCGGAGGCGAAGGAAGAAAACCAACGCAUGACUUUCUAUCAUUGUAUAGUAGCCACUCAACUGCCCAACAAGAUCCAAGACCACCUUCUCAAGGAGGUUUUCUUGAAACUCAUGACUUCCUACAACCGCUUGAACGAAUGGGAAAUGCCUGUGCCAAAGAAGAAACCUCGGUUGAGACUGUGUCACCGAGUAGAAGUAGUGUUGAAAAGCCGGCAUGUGUUGCGCAACGGCCAGCUUCUGUGGAGCACAUUCUUCCCGGUGGGAUUGGGACUUACAGUAUAAGCCACAUUUCGUAUUUCAAUCAAAGGGUUCCCAAACCAGAGGAGAACGUAUUCCCGGUUGCUCCUCAAGCAAGUAGUUCUCAUCAUGAAAGGAAUGAUGAAAACUCAAACUGCAGUUCUUAUGCUGGAAGUGGUUUCACUUUGUGGGACGAAUCUGCAGCAAAGAAGGGAAAGACAGGGAAGGAGAAUGUGGCAGAAAGACCAGGUUUAAGAGGGCAAUGGACAUCAUCGGAAAGGCCAUCACAGUCAUCUUCCACUAACAACCGCAACUGCUUCAGCUCUCAGUCAUCUGGGCAGAAGAACCUGAGCUUCAUGGAGAUGAUGAAGUCUGCCGCCAAGGGUUGCACCCAGGAAGACGAACUUGCCGAUGAGGAAGAGUUUGCUCUGAAAAAGGAGAUGUCCACCACUACUACCACCGCCACUACCCCGUAUAACGGAGAAUUAAGGGUCAAAGUUGAUGCUAAGAGCUCUGAUCAGAAAGCUAACACUCCACGAUCCAAACAUUCUGCCACCGAACAGCGAAGGAGGAGUAAAAUAAAUGACAGAUUCCAAAUGUUGAGAGAGCUCAUUCCUCAUAGUGAUCAAAAGAGAGACAAGGCAUCAUUUUUAUUAGAGGUUAUCGAAUACAUUCAGUAUUUACAGGAAAAAGUAACCAAGUAUGAGGUUCCAUACCAAGGAUGGAACCAAGAUCCAGCAAAAUUAAUGCCUUGGGUAAACAAUCAGAAGCUUGGUGAAAGUUACUGUGAUCAAUCUCGAGGUAUGAAUGGUGGACCUGCUCCUGCAUUAGUGUUUGCUGCUGCAAAAUUUGAGGAGAAAAGUAGUUCAGUGUCUCCUACUAUCCCUGGAAGUGCUCAGAAACCAGUAGAAUCUGAUACGAGUACAGAAACUACAUUCAGAGCUAAGGAUCACCAAAGUGGAAUAACAAACAAGGCAAUUCCCUUUCCCUUGUCAAUGCAGUCCAACUUCUUGACACCUGUCAGGAGCGGUAGUUCAGCACCUCCAUUUCCACCUAGAUUGCCAUCUGACUCAGAUAACACAUCAUCUCAUACUCGCUCCAUGUUAUUCCCGACAAAGACAUGUACCGCUGAUGCUGGUGUAAUUAGUGAUAAGCUAAAAGAACAUGAACUUACAAUUGAAGGCGGACGAAUUAACAUCUCGAGUGCGUACUCUCAAGGGCUAUUAAAUACUCUUACACAAGCCCUGCAGAAUUCUGGUGUGGAUUUGUCACAGGCAAACAUCUCAGUGCAAAUCGAGCUUGGGAAGCAAGCAUGUAGUAGAAUGGCUAUACCAAAAUCCAUUGUCAAGGAAAAUGAAAUUCCCUCUAUGACUCCAGGAAAUAAGCACUCUAGAAUUUCAGUUGGUGAAGACUCAGAACAAGCCCAAAAGAAGCUCAGGACAGGCAGAAACUAAUAUGACAAGUCUAAAAUUACAUAUACUAUUUUAUUUAUAAUUUUCUAUAAUUAAUUCAUUUUUUGGGAGCUCCCUUCAAUUUCGAGCAAAGGGUGUUUACUCAAGUCAUCUGCUGGUUCAUAACCUACCUAGUGGAGACUGAGAUUGAUUGUAAAUGUAGAGUCUUACUGUUACAGUUAGAGUUUGUUGGGAUCCAUAUAUA